This is a messenger RNA of Tuber aestivum (summer truffle), 3465 nucleotides long. NCBI's taxonomy places the organism in Eukaryota, Fungi, Ascomycota, Pezizomycetes, Pezizales, Tuberaceae. The record is from the annotation of a GenBank genome assembly.
GGUCGCGUCUACCCCGGGCCCUCAUCUCUUCAGGUAUCAUACUAUCAUAGCUCCUGUCUUCGCCUGUAUUAUACUCAGCUUCCUCGCCAUACCUUCGUCUGUUCCCUCUCACAAAACUCCAACCCCUCCAACAUGUGGUUUAUAGAGUGCGAAGGUGAAGUUCUGGGCGGCAGGCGUCUCUGGCUCAGACCAAACCAGAGGUUCGCUAUCGGACGAACGCCCUCUCAGGACGUUAACCUGUCGCUUCCUUCGCAAAAGUCUAUCUCGCGAAUACAUCUCCUGAUUGAAGUGGGAGACGUAAAAGAGGGUGACGGGGUAGGUGACUCCACGGCAGCAACAUCAACGGGUACCGGAAGUUUGGCCUAAUAAUUUUUUUCACUUUUGUAGCUGAAGUUAAACGUUCGCCCGAGCCUUAAGGUUCAGGACCACAGGACGAAGCAUGGGACAAGGAUUGAUGGGCAGGAGAUUCGUGAUCAGACGGUAGCCCUCGACGAAGAAUCAUACCAUAUCCACCUGGGAAAAUAUGAACCAGCCUUCAGGUCGGAUACCCUCCACCCCCAUUUGCCUCCAUCCGGACUAACGCCGAGUUCUUGCAGGCUAUAUUGGGACCCGAUUGUCUUUUCCGUGUCUCUCUCUUCAAAGGAUAGAAAGGAUAAAAGGAGUAUGAUUCCAUACCAAAAUAAAGUUGAGCCCCUUGGCAUCAAGACCUUAGCUACUUUCGUCCCUUCUACGACACACGUUGUCGCAUCAAAGCGCAAUACGGCUAUAGGCCUGCAGGCUCUUAUCAAUGGCAAAGUCAUUGUGACAAGCUCCUAUCUCGAUGCAGUUGCUCAUGCUGCUACCAUACCUGGGGACGGGAGACAGUCGGCCCUGGAGCUGGAUUUCGACGGGAACUGGCCCAGCCCCGAGGAGUUCCUACCCCCGAGUAACAAUGAGCCUGGAAACCGACCUCCAAGUCUCUAUAGGCCGGACAAAGCUAGAAGAAAUAUUUUUGAGGGCUAUACCUUUGUUUUCUGCGACAAUCUCCAGUACAGCAACUUUUUGGGGCCUGUCACCGAUGCACAUGGAAAACUGGAAAGAUAUGACGUGCGGCUGGGGGAGACUACACCAGAAGAGUUGGUGGAAUUUGUUAGAAAGCGAGGUCAUGGGACAAAUGUCGCAGUCGUGAGAUUUAUCGCAAAGAAAAACCCUGACUGGGAGAACCAUCUCUCAACCAAGGUCCAAGAAAUGUGCGUCAUCCGAAAGCACGGCGAUAAUACUAGCAAGAUCGUCCUCAUUGAUCUCAGUCGGGCUAAUGAUUGUGAUCCAAUAGAUUGGGGUAUCGGAUGGUUGAGCAAAAUGAAUUCCUCGAUAUUAUCCUAACUGGUGACACGAGUGGCCUCCGGAAACCGUUGGACGAUGAUUUUUCACCCACAGCUCGGCAGGUAACCACGGGUCAGAAUCUCCUCUCCGGGUGGAUGAAGGUUUAACUCUGACUCUUCAUUAGAAUCCCCUCAAGCGUCAAGAAAUGUACAAAAUGGGUCACCCGUACAACUCGAGAAGUCGAUCACCGAAGAGACCCCAGUACCGCUUUCCUCUGGUGAAACUUCUGGGACAUCCCGCCCUGCUUUACGUGGUCGCGGACGAGUAUGUAUUCAACCGGCUCAUCUAGAACCACUUCAACUUAUACUCUCCAUUUAGACAAGGACUCGGGUCAUACCCAAGCUGAUAGACCCGUUUUCGAUGGAUCCCUUUGAUCUUCCCCCACCAGCACCAGCUCAAGUGCAAUCGACUUUAACCCAAUUGACAUCGGGUCAGAGCUUUAGCACGUCUGCCCCUCGCGUCAUUGGAGCUUCAGUACAGGUAGGUUUUGUGACUAGUAUCACGGGAUUUGCUAACUUAUUCCCGCUCAACAGUCGGGGCCUUCAUUAUUGCCACGGCCAAACACCGGUCUCAAUAAUAUGCCAAUGGAAAUCGAUGAGCCUCCCCAUAAUGCAACUCCCGAAGCUCCGCCGGACCCGGGAUCCCGAAAGAGGCCUGUCGAGCCCGAAGACGAGCAAGGACAACCGCUGGAUGUUAUGGACCUUCUCCCUGGGGCCCAGGCGGUAAAGCGUCGGAAAUUGAUUGAGGAAGAAGAGCGUGCUGUCCGCGGGGAAUCACUCAGAGAAGCCCCUCCAGAACCACUUCCAAAGGCUGAACCAGUCAUCAAGACGCCCGACAAGGCAGCGCCCCUAAAAGGCAAAGGGAAAAAGGUACAGAAGGAUGAAGACCCUUUCAUUAUCAAAGCUCGAGAGAUCAGAGAAAAAGAAGAGGAGGCAGCUAGGGUGGCCAGGGCGGAGGAGCUAACAGCAAUGGAGGGGCUGGACGUCGAUCAGUUAAAGAAUUUAGCUAUCGUUGAGGUAAUGGAAGUCAAACCAAGGACUGACAAACCCUCGAGAGAUGGAUAUGGGGAUCAGGGAGCUAGGUGGGAAGGCAGAUGGAAUGGACGCAAGAAUUUUAAGAAAUUCGUGAGAUCUGGGCGGGGCGGGGGCAUGAGGGCCAUGCGAGGCAAUGUUAUGGUCAAUCUUGUUGAGCAUAGGGGAAGGGAUUAUGGGAUCGGUGAUGGUACUAUAAGAAGACCCUGGUCCCGCCGGCUGUUGACUAUAGCUAAUGAACAACAACAGGAUACUGGUUGGAGAACGAGGAAGAGAGCCCCCCAGCGAAAAAGACCCAGAAAACACCAGCACAGCAACUACAACAGGCUGACGACCGCCAAGGAGAGAGCAAUGAUUGCUUGCAAGCUCCUGGCCCCGGUGACCAUUCAGAAGCUCAAGCCCAAGUGUCGGCGCAGACCCACGGUCUAACGACGCGAACGAAGGGCCUAGCCAUCACAAGUCAAGGAACAAAAAGAGGGGCAAUCGCUCAAGGAUCGAGGGCAGGCGCCGGGAAGAAACAGAAGGCCCUGGUUCUAAGGGAUGAGAGUGGGAGUGGUGAGGACAGCGAUGAUGAGCUCAGGUUUAAAUUCAAGAAGCGGUGAAACGGCUGAAGUCCCAAUUCAAGUGAAGCCUAAUAGCCAGUUCCUUCAAUGUAUAUACUUGAUUAACACAUUUCCUAUGAAUUAUGCCAUCGCUAGAAACAAUACGCUCAAAAGUGAUAUUUGGGGGUUUUCCAUUCGGGUUGGUAUCUUACGAGACCAUCAUGGCUCCCGAAUGGUAUACCGAGCCAUAAUCUCAAGAUCCUUCCUACCCUUCUAAAAAUGCUAUGUUAGGGUUAUGAAAGAUAGGAUAAGAUGUGCUUUGAUCAGCUCUAUCUUACCGAAAUUAAAUAACGUAUGUGAGUCUACAGGAAGAAGUAAGCAUUGGUCCGUGAUGUGCCCCACGUCAAACUCGCAGCUAGAGCGGAAGUAUCGAAUCAGGGCACUCACUGGGUCCUGUACGUGUCUAUUUCUCUCAAACUCCUGGCGCACCCAGGAACGCGUCUCGGAUUUGGUAACCGGGUUCUCGACCA